Messenger RNA from Ostreococcus tauri, 4530 nucleotides. RefSeq names its product Nucleolar 27S pre-rRNA processing,Urb2/Npa2,C-terminal. The record is from RefSeq and is a predicted model, not a curated record. Gene Ontology annotation, biological process: ribosome biogenesis. The transcript has a single exon. Gene Ontology annotation, cellular component: nucleolus. Lineage: Eukaryota; Viridiplantae; Chlorophyta; Mamiellophyceae; Mamiellales; Bathycoccaceae. Bases 1 to 4530 code for a protein of 1509 amino acids.
AUGGCGAGCGACGCCUUGAGAUCGACGCUCUUCGACGCGAAAUCACCCGCGUCGUACGCCGAGCGCCUCAACGCCGUGUGCGAGCGUCUUCGCGCGUCGAAUACCGCUGCGAAACGUGGCGGAAAUCCAGCGUUACCUGAUAGCUCGAUCGAGGCGUGCGUUUCGUGGACGCACGGCGCGUUAACGCGCGCGGGAGCGACGAAAACGAGCGGCGGCGGAAAUCACGUGAAAGCGCUCGGAAGCGACGCACCGAGCGCGGACGCGCUGUGCGACGACGAAGAGCUGUGGAACGCGUUUGUGGACGCCCGUUCGAUGUCCUCGCAGCGCUCGAACGCGGACGAGAGCGCGAUCGCGCGGGCGUUGGGCCGCGCGGCGGCGAGCGGGCGCGCGAGCGACGCGACGCUAGUCAGAGCGUUCGAGUCGAUGUCGAGCGACGGUGGUGUGUUCCGGUCGUCGUGCGAAAAGAGCGUCGACGUGGCGAAGGCGUCGAUGGGUCUCGGGGCGGCGCGAACGCGGUUGUUUCGAGCGUCGAUGCGGAGCGCGGCGCGGGCGCAGAACGCGCGGCCGAAUAAGCCAGCGCCGGUAAACGUAGAUUUUGAGUUCUUAUGGGGGGUCGUACAGAGGUGGUCGACGUGCGCGGAGCGCGGUGAUGAUAUUGAGACGCAACAUGCGUGCGAGUGGGCGAUGCGGGCGUUCAUCUUACACCCGAUGUACGCGCGAGCGAUUCCGAGUCUGGUGGCAGAAUCGAGCGAGAACUCGAAGAGACAAAAGGUCAGGGAGCGCGACGCCGAGGGACCCGCGUCGACGUCGGCGCGGUCGUCGGCGCCGACGUUUAUAUGUGACGUCGUCGAUCGCGUCGCGCGCGCGGCGGACGACAUGGAUGUGGACGCUUUGAGAUUAGCUCCGUGGCUCUUGCGUGCGGCGAUCGAAGUAGACGCGAACGCGAUAAAUAAGGCGUCUCCGGAGGACACAAAAGCGCUCUUCGUGGGGUUAUUCGAAAACAUAUCGCACGCGUUUCUAGCGCCGAUGUCAUCGUCGAAGCUUCGAGGGAAGGGGCGAAGCGAAAGCGACGCAACGGCGAACGAAGCGCUUACAGACGCGCUCUCAGGUUCGCUUCGCGUCGCCAUGGACAAAAAGCUUUACUCACCCAUGGACGACGGUAAGGUCGAGAACGCUGUGAAGAUGUUCAUCGAUGGCGUCGCGGCGAGCGCGAUGCAGGACGAUGUUCGUGCCGAGGGAUGGUCUAGAGUCAUAUGCGCAUCAACGGCUCUCGACGCCCGGCUCAUCGAGCCGCACGCCGAGGCGAUGUUGACGCUUCUUCUGGUGAAAUCGAACGACGACUACAGCGAGCGCGUUGCGGUCGUGCAAACGCUAACAAAAACGUUCGCGGAUAUGCGGCGAGUACCAGAUCUCAUUCGUUCGCUCGGUCAGGUUUUUGCGAAAGCGAACGAGGAAGGUAAAAUCGUGAGAGACUCGGUGAUUUCUGAGGGUGUUUUGCAGGGAUUACAGCAAGCCGCGGCCGCUGUUCCGCUCGCGCAGACGCCUGAACUCAUGAUUGUGUGUCGAGAGGUGUUGAUUGGUGCCUACGACGCGAACGCGACGGAUGAUAUUUUGGACAAGUUGGCGCGCAUCGUGCAAAAUGUCCUCGGGACGUGUCCAGACAACCCAGGCGAGCCCAUGAUGCCCGCGGCAAAAGAAUGUCUCGACGGGUUUACCGAUGAAAUCACCAAGCGGUUAUGCGACGAUCCGUCGCCAGCUCGCGCAGGCGUGCUUCUUCGUGCGUACGUGCCCGUGGCGUCGCUCUUGCGAGGCUUGAGUGAGGUUGCCGAUGCUGCGGCUCUGCAGUCGUAUUUCAAAACGGACAUUAUCGAGUUGUGUGAAAUCGUCAAGAAGCUCGUGCGUCAAGCGCCCAACGCGGCGCCACCAUGCGAAAAAGCCGAGGCGGCGGCGAUCGGAAGCGCGAUUCAACGCGUGAAACUCGUGUCGCGUUUGCGAUAUCCACGCGAGGAUGUCACCCCGGACGAAGCCGCGAAAGCCGGGAAAGAGAUCAAGAAUCUCCUUUCAGUCUGUUUUCGCUUGGUCCCGGACACAACCGGAGGUGCGGGUUACGACGCUCCGGAUGUGAAGGCUGAGGCUUGGGGUGUGCUGACGGAGGCGAUUCAACUGUGGUACGAGUUUGCAUCGGACGUGCAAAUCAUGGACUAUUAUCGAUGCAGAUUGGAGACAGACUUACAGGGUGGCUCGCUGUCGGAAGCAGAGGAAGAGAAAUUCAGCGAGCUCAUAGUGACGUUUAAGCCGUGGGUGCGAGCGAUCGAGAGCGUCAUCUUGCGCAGUGCCGGGGAAAUCGCACAAGAGCUGAGUGGAGCGACUGCGUCCAACGCGCUGUGCGACGUUUUAGAGGAUGUCGUCACGGAUUGCGUGCGCUCAGCUCGAGAUCCCACGGGCGCACGUGACACGUUUGGACGAUUUUGGGGGGCUGCGAACUCAUCAUUGCAGAAGAAAGGGGUGGAUGAAAAAAGUAACAUUGUGGAGACAAGUGCGGUGAAGCGACUGCGACGGGCAUUGGAAGCUGCCGAGCGCAUCCAAAGUCGAGCCGUGGUGCACAUGAACGCGGGAUCGUUUUCCAUCGCAUUGCAAGUGAGCGAUUGCGUGACGUUCACCGCCGCCGCAUGUGGGAUGAAGAGCGCGAUGGAUCUCUGCGUGCGCUCGCGCUCGCUCGCUGCGUUUUUAGCCUCAAACGACGAGGACGCGGCAUCGAUCGGCGUGAGCGUCACAAAUUCGACGCUUCACUAUCAAGAGGCGACGGUACAGAUUGCGCGCACACUUCCAGAUGCCGCCGACGUCGCGAAAUUCCUCGCGAGCACGACGGCUGAGUUUAAUUCUGGUUUGGUCGGAAGCGCAUUGUCGGCAAAGGCGAGCGUGUACGGUCGAGCGGUGUCGCUGGUGGAGCGCCUUUUGGAGACACAUCUCAUACCGAUCGUUGAUAGUGGGAGCGUAGACGCCGGUGCGGAGCUUUCCGCACUACUCGCGGAGUCUGCCUUCGUCGCUGGAGCCAUGGUGCACUCAGAUCCGCUGCGCGAAAAGUUCGGAUGGACAGAGGGGAAUCCAGAUUUUGUCGACGACGAAGCGCACACGGAGAUCACCGACGAGCGAGGCGAGGCGCUUUCAGGCUACUGGGACACCACAGCGCGAGUGAGAGAGCACGUCGAGACCUUCUUGCGUGCCGUGGAGAACGGUAAAAUCGCGAUAGACGCCUCAUCAAUCGAAAUCGUCACCACGUGCGUCUCCGCCGUUGGUUACGCGUUAGGUAUUUCGGCAACGUUGCUCGAUUUCGGCGAAAAGUUCCAUCGAACGUUACAUCCCGGGUGCGCACAGCUCGCGUUGUCGAUCGCGACGAAGUUGCUGUUGCAGUCUGCGGACGCAAUGUCCACGCACGCGGCUGCGCGGCUGGUGAAUUACAUCGGCGCCGCGUGCGACGCACUCAAGCAAACGGGACCACAGCUCACUCCCGAUGCGCACGCCUCGUUCGUCGCGAUUCUCAUGACCACGUACACGAACGGUACGCGGGUCGCAGUGGAACGAGAGGGCGUGACGAACGCAAUGCCAUCGCAGCAGCUUUGCGACGCGCUUGAUUUGACGUUACAAGAGCUUCUCAUUGGCACCGGCAAACGUCCGCUGAACACUCUGUACGCCGCGUGCAUGGAUGCGUUCAAGACCGCAGACGCGGAAUCUCGUCGGGAUCACUUGUCUACCGAUCGUUUGGACGUGUCAUUAUCGGCACCGAUAUGGGUUCUGUCGCACCUCAUCGAAACGUUCUACUUCAGCAAGGCGAUUCGGUCAGCCGCGCAGGAAAACGUUGAGGCACUGAUGGACGCGUGCGCGCGCGUGCUGAGCGUCGCGACGACGGUUCCGAACGCUAGUGCGGUGGUGGAGAAGGUGCUCGGAAUUGUCACAGAGUUCUCAAGACUCGGUGCGAGGUGUGAAAUGAGCACGAGAUGUGUCUCGCGUCUUUGUCAGCUUCCAGGCGUUGCGUGCUCCCCUGAAGCCGUCGUCGACGACGAAGCUUCAUCUACAACCGUAUUUUCUCAGGCGUGCGAACUCAUGGGUGCGAUACUUAAGGCGCGCCACGACCACUUGCGCCGAGCCGUGUCCAGCGUCACGGUGGCAUGCUCAGAUUUGCUCGCCGCGCUGCGGAGACUAAAAUCUCGGGAUGCGAGCGACGAUGUCAUGAACGCGUGUGCGAGCAAGCUAUCUUACGUCUACGAGGCCGCCGAGUCGAGCGGACUGGAUCGUUAUUGCACACAUCUCCUCGCCGACGCCAUCACCGCGAUCACGGGCGGUGGUGUCGGCCCCGUCGCCGAGUCCGCCUUGCGGCCAGGCCUCUUCGCCCUUCUCGACGCGUGCGGCGACCGCGAGUUACAACAACUCCACACCGCGCUCGGCGCCGGCGCCGGCGGCGCCCGUCGCGUCGUAUUCACCGCCCUCCGUGAGCAACACAAGCUCACGCACAAAUUCACCGGUCGCGUGUAA